CAAGAAAUUUGUUGGGAGUGCGAUUGGUUGUUACCUGGUUGGGCGGGUAGGUAAUUUUUGGGGAAUUUUCGGCUGACGUUGACCGCCGCACUGCUGUGCGACGUCACAGCCCAGCCCGUUCGCCAUUUUGAGCUGUGUGUGUCAGGCAGCACUGGCUUCCCGCACCAGUCUCCACUCCAUCCAUGUGAAGUGCCAAGGUCCCACCAGCCAUUCCUGCCAUGCAGCAUUGGGUUCCACGGCCAGCAGGAACCAUGGAAAACGCCCGGGAACCGCGACCCGUCGCCGAGACCUGCACACACCGGACUCUCCUGAGUCCUCACCUUCAGCGGCCGCGGGAAUCCGUGAAGCCGGGAUUUGGUUCGCAGCUCAGUCCUGAUUUGUUGCCGCAGCCUGGAGAGACCAUCCACCGGGCUUUGUCUCUUUCGGUGCUGACCUGGGGAGCGCCGACGGAUCCAAAGGACAUUGAAAACGGAGUACAGUACAUACAGUUCUUCAUGGUCUUCCUAGCCAGCACACUCUCCAGGUGCGAUUCAUCCAAUCAUGGAUACGACAAUAAGCUGCGAGGUCACCCUUCUGGGUUAGGAACUGGUCCCGAUCCGUCGGCUGGCCUAUCGGGAUCGGUUGUCGGUGCUGAGGCUACAUACAUCAAGGCACGCAGGAAAAUCAUCGGUGUCCCUCCUGACAUCUCGCACUUGACGCCAGCGAGGCAUGGCCGGCUUUCGGAAGGGGCUGGGCUGCUCACUCCUGAAGCCAGUUACCUAAUGAAUGACAAUAGGAAAGCAUUGGGCGUUCAAAAGCGCUGGAGAAAGCAUGCGACGAGCUCGUUUGACAACGUUCCUGGGCUUUACAGGUACAAUCUGAAGUCAACAUUGUUAAUACAACGUUGAAGCCACACCCCGCAGGGUGGCUGUAGUGUGCAUACAGCUUAUCGCAGACAGGCUUACCACAGUAUCAGCCUCACGCGACAGCUCCUGCCGGGGAAUUCUCUUCAUGUCGCUUCGGGCAUGAGAACCGGAUUACGGCAAGCGGAAUGGAGGUUCACUCAGCAUCUCGAGGGUACUCUAUCCAGUCUAAACUCAUUCCGAGUAAAAUGCAACCGAGUGCGAACGGCUUCGGACUACAGUACGUACGCAUAUGGCAGCUAGAAUAGGGA
This is a messenger RNA of Canariomyces notabilis, 1153 nucleotides long. RefSeq lists its product as uncharacterized. The record is from RefSeq and is a predicted model, not a curated record. NCBI's taxonomy places the organism in Eukaryota, Fungi, Ascomycota, Sordariomycetes, Sordariales, Chaetomiaceae. Bases 219 to 887 code for a protein of 222 amino acids. The transcript has a single exon.